UGGCGGUAUACACCUUUACGAUGGUCUGUAACCCUCCAUAAAAACAAAAGAAGAAGAAGAAGAAUAGAGGGAGAGACGAGAAAGCGUGAGAGACGAGACGAGUGCUGAAACUCAAAGAUUAAAACUAAAAUCGACGCUGAAAAAUCGUGAAUGAAGGACAAAUUUGGAAUAUUUUCUUCGGAUAUAUUUUCAUUCUGCAGAUCUGGUCCUGUGGGCGUCAGUAUCACACAGUGAUCACAGUUCACACCUGCAGUGAAGCUCCUCCCACAACAAUUCACCAAUAAAUACUGGGAAUAUUCACAUCAUCCUACAAGAGAAGGACAAACUCCAGGUGUAGCAGCUGAAAUCUGUGUGACUGUUAAAGAUGGAGUUUAUUAAAGAGGAGAUUGAAGACAUGAGUAUUUCAGAACCAUCCAGAAUAAAACAUGAAGAAACUGAGGAACAAAUAGACCAGAUGGAGGUGAUUGAGCAAAAGCACAAACUGAAUGAAGUUAAAGAGGAGAAACACGACUUAAAAACUCAAGGAACAAAAGCCAAAAAGCUGCACACCUGCUCACAGUGUGGAAAGAGUUUCAGACAAAAAGGAAACCUAAAAACACACUUGAGAGUUCACACUGGAGAAAAACCGUUUACAUGCACUCAGUGUGGAAAGAGUUUCACAAAUAAAGCAACCCUUAAUGUACACAUAAGAGUUCACACUGGAGAGAAACCAUAUACAUGCAAUCGGUGUGGAAAGAGUUAUGCUGGUGAACCAGGUCUCAGAUAUCAUCUGCGCAUUCAUUCUGGAAAAAAGCCAUUUAACUGUGAUCAGUGUGGUAAAGAUUUUAUUUCAUCAUCACAGCUAAAAAAGCACAUGAAAGUUCAUUCAGAUGAGAGGCCUUAUGUGUGUUCUCUCUGUGGAAAGAGUUUUUCACGGCUGGACUAUUUUAAACUGCACCAGAAAUCACAUGAUGGAGUGAGAGAUCAUGUGUGUUGUGACUGUGGGAAGAGCUUUAUUACUGCUGACAGUUUGAAACAGCACCAAAGAAUUCAUACUGGAGAAAAACCUUACAAGUGCUCAUAUUGUGACAAGAGUUUCACUCAGUCUGGACGCCUGAAAAGACAUGACCGAGUUCAUACUGGAGAGAGGCCAUAUCACUGUACUCAGUGUGGGAAGACUUUCAAAGAUGGAACAGGUUUCAGAAAUCAUCUGCUUCGUCACUCUGGAGAAAAGCCUUUUAACUGUGAUCAGUGUGGUGCAAAGUUUAUUUUAUCAUCACAUCUAAAACGACACCUGAAAGUUCAUUCAGAUGAGAGGCCUUAUGUGUGUUCUUUGUGUGGAAUGACUGUUUUUGGGCUGAUGAAUUUUAAACAGCACAAGAAAACACAUAAUAAAGGAAGAGAUCAUGUGUGUUUGGACUGUGGGAAGAGUUUUACAAGAUCUGACUGUCUGAAACAGCACCAAAGAAUUCAUACUGGAGAAAAACCUUACAAGUGCUCAUAUUGUGACAAGAGUUUCAAUCAGUACGGACACCUGAAAUCACAUGAGCGAGUUCAUACCGGAGAGAAGCCGUAUUGCUGUACUCAGUGUGGAAAGAGUUUUAGCCAUUCAUCAAGCAGGAAUAAAUGUUGCAAGUGAUCAACAUGUGUUUUUAUGUCAGAUACAUUCAAGUAAAUUCUGUGAGACAAGAUGAGUUUGUUCUCAAAGCACAAUAUCAUCUAGAUUAAAGGUAGGGUAGGCUAAGUGUUUUAUAAACACUUUUUAUUACACUGUUUGAAACUCUUCACAAUCUGAUAGCAAUCAAUAAUAGAAGUAGUCUUAAUAUUAAAACAUGUAUAUAUAUCUGUGCAAGUCUCAGUCUGAAUGCAGUGAUACAAUGUCCUAUCUGCUGAUCAAAUUAUUUAUUUCCAUACCUCCGCACACCUGCUCGCGCAGAUGGCACAUCAUCAGUGUGUUCCUCAAGCUGUGCAGAGAUGUAGACAGAGAGUCACUGAGCUCCUCAAACAAACAGCAGCCGCCUUUUACAGUUCCUCCUAAUCCAAAACAACAAGAUUAUUCUGUGAUCACAUCAUGUCAUAGCCAUAAUUACGAGAUGGCAACCCAUGAUUUUCUAUCCGAAUGUUGUGCUCGUUCAGGUGUUUUGAAGGAGGUGUAUCUUUGAAGAGCACUCUGAAGGGAGGGUGGGAUCUCAUGCUUUCAAUAGCUAGCUUGCUAUUGUUAGGCUCUCAGAAAUUGCUUACCACACCUUUAAAUUUGUGAAUUUAGUUAAAAGCUUGGAGAACAGAAACAAUAUUUUGACUGUCCACUGGCCUUCCUGUGAGUUUUUUUGUCUUUUGUUCCAUUUUGUUUGUUUCUGGUUUGGUGUUUCCAUAGGAACACUAAUUGUUCAGCUCUCAGGCUGAUUACCUUCACCUGUUAAGCAUUACCUGUUCCCUAUAUAUAUACACUCCUUUUUGUCUUGUUCUUUGCCAUUGUUCUUUGUGGUGCUGGUUUGUUACAGCUCUCUCUGUUUUUUUUCUACUUUUUGUGUGUGUGUGUGUGUGUGUGUGUGUGUGUGUGUGUGUGUGUGUGUGUGUGUGUGUGUGUGUGUGUGUGUGUGUGUGUGUGUUUGUGUGUGUGUGUGUGUGUGUGUGUGUGUGUGUGUGUGUCUUUUGGACUUACCUGUUUUGGAUUUUUCAGUGGACUCUGGCUCCAGCAUCUUUCUGCAGAUUCAUUCUCCAGCCCAGGUCUGCGUUUCCCAAAAGCAUCGUAAGCUUAAGUUGAUCGUAGCUCCAUUGAAACCAGUGGAGCUACGAUCAUCUUAGGCUUAUGAUGCUUUUGGGAAACGCUACCCAGGUCAUUUCCAACUUUUCCUUUCCUUCUGUUGCAAAUCAACUGGACUUGAUUUGCUGGACUUGAUUUUUGUUGAACAGCUUUGUCUCUAUGGACAUUUAAUAAACUAUUAAAUCAAUUUCCUCUGCAUUUGAGUCAAUUUUUUUCAUACAGUUGUGUGACAUUGUCUUGAUUGAUAGAUUUAAUGAGUACAGAGAAUGAGUUAUGUAGUUUCAAUCACAUUACUGCUUUAAACAUUCUAUCUUAAUACUGUGAUAAAUAUGUUUGGGAUGUACAGCAUUACUGUAAAAAUCAACCCAAAUUACCAGGUAUGUAAUCAUACAAAGAGGUUGGAGUUCAUUUUAUCCUUUAUUUUUGACUGCUUAAAAACAAAGUACCAAAGCUUCAGUUCGCCAGGAAAAUACUAAGCUAAUAUUCAACUAUAUAAACAAACUGUUAAUCAUUUGCAUUAUUUACUACUGGUUUUAAAGUCCAGCUGCACUAAGUCAAAAGCUUGGAAGUAAACAGGAUUUACAGGACAACAGGCUUUCAAACCUGCAGAAACAUAAUUAUAAUAGUGUUUUAUGUUGUUAGUAAAGGGAAACAUCAUGGCUCUGAGGGAUAUGUAGUCUUUACAGUGGCACGUAGUGAAUAACUGUCCUAAAUCACUCACAACUUUACCGGCAUAACGGCUGGGUUUCUGCUGUUUCAAAAGCGCCAUCUAUUGACAGAAUAAAUGCGCCUUUUCAUUCAGCGUGUUGAGGUUGUUUACAUCCGAGUGCGCAUGUCUUUGACGCACCACACGCGCAGUGUACAUUUAACCGGCUGAUGGAAAGUAUUCUAGUAAUUCUUCUUCUAAAAUGCAUUCUAAACUAAAUAACUCGCAAUACGGAAUUAUUAACUGUAUUUUGAAGUGCCUACGAUAAAAACACACGCUCACUUAUGUUCUGACUGGACAUUUGCUACGCUAUUUUUCAACGCAAUUGCGCUGCACUCCAAUAGAUGGCGCGAAUGCGCCUUUAAAGCGAUUUACAAACUACCAGAAGACGUAAAAGAAGAAGACGAUGGUCCUGAGAAGAAAUAACAGGAGAAAUACAAGAGCAAACAACUGACAUUUAUGUGCCGUACUAUUGUAAAGAUGGAGUUUGUUAAAGAGGAGAUUGAAGACAUGAGUGAUCCAGAACAAUCAAGAAUAAAACAUGAAGAUACUGAGGAACAAAUAGAUCUGGUGUCCCUCCCACAACAAUUCACCAAUAAAUACUGGGAAUAUUCACAUCAUCCUACAAGAGAAGGACAAACUCCAGGUGUAGCAGCUGAAAUCUGUGUGAAGAUGGAGUUUAUUAAAGAGGAGAUUGAAGAUCCAGAACCAUCCAGAAUAAAACAUGAAGAUACUGAGGAACAAAUAGACCAGAUGGAAGUGAUGGAGCAAAAACACAAACUUAAUGAAGAAGAGGAGAAACAUGACUUCAAAACUCAAGAAACAAAAGCCAAAAAGCUGCACACCUGCUCACAGUGUGGAAAGAGCUUCCAAGAUAAAAGAAACUUUAACAGACACAUGAGAGUUCACACUGGAGAAAAACCGUUUACAUGCACUCAGUGUGGAAAGAGUUUUACUCAAUCAUCAAGUCUCAGUAAUCAUCUGUUCCUUCACUCUGGAGAAAAACCUUUUAACUGUGAUCACUGUGGUAAAGAUUUUAUUUCGUCAUCAAAUCUAAAAAAACACCUGAAAAUUCAUUCAAAUGACAGGCCUUAUGUGUGUUCUCUCUGUGGAAAGAGUUUUUCACGACUGAACAGUUUUAAUUUGCACCAGAAAACACAUAAUGAAGUGAGAGAUCAUGUGUGUUCAGAGUGUGGGAAGAGCUUUACUACAUCUAGUCAUCUGAAACAGCACCAAAUAAUUCAUACUGGAGAGAAACCUCACAAGUGCUCAUCUUGUGACAAGAGUUUCACUCGGUCUGGACAACUGAAAAUACAUGAGCGAGUUCAUACUGGAGAGAAGCCAUACCACUGUACUCAGUGUGGAAAGCGUUUCAAAGAUGCAACAGCUUUAAAAAUUCAUCUGCGCAUUCACUCUGGAGAAAAACCAUUUAACUGUGAUCAGUGUGAUAGAAAGUUCAUUUCGUCAUCACAUUUAAAAAAACACCUGAAAGGUCAUUCAGAUGAGAGGCCCCACUUAUGUUCUCUCUGUGGAAAGAGUUAUUCAAGGCUGGAUCAUUUCAAACUGCACCAGAAAUCACAUAAUGACGUGAAAGAUUAUUUAUGUUGUGACUGUGGGAAGAGCUUUACAACAGCUGACAAUCUGAAACAGCACCAAAGAAUUCAUACUGGAGAAAAACCUUACAAGUGCUCAUAUUGUGACAAGAGUUUCGCCCUGUCUGGAAACAUGAAAUCACAUGAGCGACUUCAUACUGGAGAGAAGCCGUACUGCUGUUCUCAGUGUGAGAAGAGUUUUAGACAUUUAUCAAGUCUUCACGCUCAUAUUAAUAAAUGUUUUAAGUGAUCAACAUUCGUUUUCAUGUCAAAUAUAUUCAAGUAAAUUCUGUGAGAUAAAAUAUUGAGUUUGUCCUAAAAGCACAAUAUCAUCUAGAUUAAAGCUGUCCACUGGCCUUCCUGUGAGUUUUUUGUAAGGUUGUUUUUCUACACGACAGCGGUGUACAAAAAACAGACCUUUGCCAGAAUGUUCUUUGUGGUGCUGGUUUGUUACAGCUCUCUGUCAGUUUGAUGUUCUCACAAAGUUUUUUCUACUUUUUUUUCUUAGUAAGUGUUUUGUUUUUUUGUGCCUUUUGGGCUUACCUGUGUUUGGAUUUUUCAGUGGACUCUGGCACCUUUCUAUUUCUGUACAUCUUUCUCUGAACAUUUAAUAAACUGUUAAUUAAAUUC
Megalobrama amblycephala (Wuchang bream) is the source of this 5671-nucleotide messenger RNA. Its product is annotated as gastrula zinc finger protein XlCGF52.1-like. Gene Ontology annotation, biological process: regulation of transcription by RNA polymerase II. Gene Ontology annotation, cellular component: nucleus. The coding region runs from base 3909 to 5291 and encodes 460 amino acids. Gene Ontology annotation, molecular function: DNA-binding transcription factor activity, RNA polymerase II-specific; RNA polymerase II cis-regulatory region sequence-specific DNA binding. The transcript has 5 exons. Lineage: Eukaryota; Metazoa; Chordata; Actinopteri; Cypriniformes; Xenocyprididae. The record is from RefSeq and is a predicted model, not a curated record.